Molecule: messenger RNA, 768 nt
Organism: Penicillium nucicola
Lineage: Eukaryota; Fungi; Ascomycota; Eurotiomycetes; Eurotiales; Aspergillaceae
Exons: 3
Coding region: 1-768 (255 amino acids)
Source: RefSeq, a predicted model, not a curated record
AUGCUACUUGACCUUCACCCCCAUAGUGUGAUAGCUGUGGGUGUACUUCUUCCCACCCUCGCCUCACUUGCUGUAGGAUCACGGUUCUAUUCAAGGCGCAAGCUUGGCGUCUCUCUCAAGGAGGAUGACUGGAUGGUUCUAGUUUCGGUGGUGCUGGUAUGGGGCUUAGGCAUCACCAAUAUCUCCGGUGCUGCCCUGGGGGCUUUGGGGGCCCAUUCGGAGCCAGCGAGUCCUGAUGCGCCUCAUCACAAUACUAUCAUGCGAGGACCUCGGGAUGAGAUUGCUGAACAGAUUGUUCUCGGCUAUAGCAUCGUUGAGAAGGUUGCAUUUGGCGUCAUCAAAAUCAGCGUGUUAUUGGCAUAUAGGCGAAUCUUCCGUGGUGUGACAUUCAAUAUCGCCUCACUUACUAUGAUCGCCAUAUGUGCACUAUUAGCGAUAUCAUUUCUUAUUACCUCCGCUCUCCAGUGCCAUGUUCGAAAUUGGAGUCUGCAAUAUCUUGCCUGGUCGCAUCGGCGACACUGUGUCCAAGCUGAGAUAUCAUGGUCUGGCUAUGCCAUUGCGGACGUGGUCACAGAUCUAGUGCUCCUGUUGUUCCCUGUGCCACUGGUUUGGCAGCUGCAACUCACCAUUUCCAAGAAGAUCAGUGUGCUUUUGGUGUUCUUACUAGGAUCGUUGUCGACUGCUAUUGGCAUCACGCGAAUGAUUGUGUUGUUAUACUUCACCUAUGGUUUGUCUCGCAUUAGCCCGCAAAAAGAACGGAAUAACUGA